Lathyrus sativus (Indian pea) is the source of this 678-nucleotide messenger RNA. The record is from the annotation of a GenBank genome assembly. Lineage: Eukaryota; Viridiplantae; Streptophyta; Magnoliopsida; Fabales; Fabaceae.
AUGGCGGAGAACUCCAACGGCAAUCGCGUCCACGUGGAACAAGAAGAAGAAGAAUCCGAAAAUCUGAACUACAGAAACGAUAAACCAGUGACACAAACCUUGCCGAAGGUCCUUAACCGUCUCGCUUCCGGCAUACUUUUUCCGGAACCGGCCGACGGUAAUUCCUUACUUCGCCGGAUCAAAAACUCCGUCGCGGAGAACGCUUGUCUCAUUCCAGAAGCUUCUAGAAACUCCGCGCACGAUGUUCUCCUCUGGACUCGCCGUGGAAGUCCUCUCCGCGCUCUCCUCGUUAUCUCUGUUGGGACAGUUACUUUUGUUUCUCUUACAGGACUGCUUGUAUUUAUGCUUUUCUUUCUGACCGCAACCGUAAAUGCCAUUGUCAUAUCGCUGCUGAUGUCUUUGGCUGCAGCUGGAGGGUUCUUGGCUCUUUUCUUUGUUUGUGCUACCGCUAUAUACGUUGGAGCACUAUCAAUAGCCAUAUUUGUGAUUUCUGUUACUACAUUCUGGACAAUUGUGGCUGUUCUGAUUACCUCAGGGUGGAUCGGAUUCUUCUAUACUGUGUGGCUGAUAACUAGGAAGAGCUUCGGGUUGGCCAAACACUCAUUGAGUGUUACUGGCUCUGCAAUCACAACUUACUCUUCUUCUCGGGCAGCACGGCACCUAAUACACAAAGAUUGA